AUGAUUCCUCUCAUGUUCAAUAACGGAGGCCAGACGAAUGGGCCUCGUCGUACUCAUGAGGCGGCGGCGAAGGCGCACGCGAUCAAAACCUGGGCCUAUUCCAGCAACAAUAUGUCAGUGGCAAGCUCGGACAGCGAGAUUAUUGUUGUCGACGAUAACGAGGUCACCAAUCCGUCGAUGCCGGAGACGACGGAAUGGACCGAAGAGGAUAUUGCGCUGAUGAACUACGUUCCAGACGACUACAUCGAUUUCGAGUUUCCGACAAUGCGAAAAUUGUACGGCAAAAGAGUGCAAGAAUUCCAAUUCCAGUGGAGCUACUUGUUCGGGAGAAAAGUUUCAACGCUUAUCAUUCAUCAGGAACCGCAUUUUCCACUCGUCGAAAUCGAUGAGCUUGUUAAAAAAGAAGCCGGAAUCGAUGCGAGCUUAUUCCAGAAUCUCUUGACAACACGAAAAGUACAUAUUCCAUAUACGACGCAGCGCCAAGCAAAAAUGCUGGGGCACAAGAAUAAACGAUACAAGAGAUCGAAUCCGAUGAACAUCGCACUAAUCAGACGAUCGGAUAUCGAGCGUUUGGUGGGAGAAUUGAGAGUUGAAAGUGGAAUGACCGAUAUUGAGUGUGCAAUGGAUAUGUGGAAUCCGAACGAUCGAAUUCCGGUGGUCCACUUCAACUUUGUCGAUUUUGAUGAUGAUCUAUGGGACAAUAAAUCAUUUCCAAUUGAAAAAUUCAUGCUCAAUGCCGGAUGCCACGGAAGUCUCUACUAUCGGAGAAGAGGAAUGCGAUGCAUCAUAUGCUCGAUUUGCGCGCACAAGUUCACACCGAACGACUUCGUCGUGCAUCACCAUUACAACGUCAGAUAUCAUGAGGAUUUGGUUCACGUCGGGCUCAAUUCGAACAAUUGGGUGCAAAUGCUGGAAGUGUCGCGAUUCGCGCCGAAUCGCAUUCGCAACGAGCAACUAUUCAAACAGUUUUGCGAAUCUGGAUUCGGAUACAAACGAAGGAUCGACACAGUGGGUGAUCGAUCAAUGGAAUGUGAAGAAGAGCAGGCUGUGAAGACUAAGAAGCAAUUCACCGAAAAUGAUCUUGUCAUCACGGUUUACGAGGAAGAAGACGAAAUCAACGUAAUCGAUGACGAAGAGACAAUAAAGAAGGUUGUGGUGCCGAAGAAGCACAUCAUUCACGAGUCGAUGAAGCCGUUUCUGCACUCUGCUUACAUGCAGUUUCUCCAGAGAUCAAUGCCGGUCCAUCACUUGUCGACUAUACCAUCGAUUCCACAAAACUUCAUCGAGAAUCCGUUGAUGCUGCCAGCGGCUCCAUCACUUAAAGCUAUUGAGAAGCCAUUCAAGGUUCCUGCGCUGCCAGCAAAGUACGCGCAAAAGCAACAGGAGAAUCAGAACUCAAUGCAGUUGGUCCCAUUUAAACAGCCACAAGCCGUGUCGCAGAAGCAACAGUUCACUAUGCAGAACCCGACAUUCGUUCCGCCUCAGCAGCAACAACUUCCAACUGGCUCCCACCAGCCACAGAAUAUUGCAAUCCAGAAGCAGCCGGUCAUACCAAUCAAACCAAUUCCGUUGAAACCGAUGAAACGACCAACUGCAACAUUCGAUGCUCUCAGAGGCGAUUUCGUCAAUUUGAACACCGCCAACUGCUCUGAAAAGUCGCUUGUGGAACUCAGCGAUCUCAAGAAGGGACUGACCGUGGUCGAGUCUGAGAAGCAUCGUCUCAUCAAAAUCGAUCCAAAGCAAGCCGAAUGGACGGCUGUCCAGCUUGAACAGAAGUUGCUCUGCCAGUUGUCAUUGGAGUCGGUUAAAGCUCUUGAUGGCUAUGCGAUCAUGGCGCCGGAACCUGCAAAUGACCAACCAUCGACGUCGACCCAACCUGUUAUUAUGGAUACUCCGAUAAACUCAGUUCCAGUUAUUCCAAUGCCAUCGCCUGGUUCGAUGACGGAUUUCCAAAAACAAUUGGCGACUCAUUUGGCGACUGGUCCGAGCAAUAUGUUGAGUCUUGGCGGCAAUAUUCCACCAACGCAGCCACGUCCACAAGUGGUUGCGUCAAACGGAAUACCACCGAUGCCGCAGAUUAUCCGGCCGAUUCCGCUGUACCCGCAAAACAGGUCGAAAUUGAUGGCCGAACAAUCGACAAUCGAUCCGCAGACGACACAGAUGAACCCGAAUUCAGAAAUUGUGCCUCAGCAAAAUGAUUGCGUUGGUCAAUCAUCGUCUCAAGCAACAGCACAACAGGCAGAGGAGGGCGACUCAGACAGUAAUGAAGAAUCUUCUCGGUCGUCAACUCCAGACUCGCCUGAGAGCUCAUUCUCAUUGUCCCCGUUGUAUACAAAUUGGAAGUCGAUGUCACCGCAACCGUCGACUUCCCAAGGUUUCGAUCCAAAUGCCAAGAAGUCUGAAAUCAAACCGUGCUCGCACAUGAUUCUCAGACGAGGCCCACCGGAUGCACCGACGUUUCAAUUGAUAUUGCCACGCUAUUCGAAUCGAGUUCACGGAAACGUUGAUAGACUGCCAUUGAUGGCCACCGAUCCACCGAUGCCACCACACCCAUUGAAGAUGCCCUCGAAGCCCAGAGUGAAUCCCUUCGCAUACCCGAAACGCUUACCACCGCCGGGUCAUCCAUCAGCUCCAAUCUCAACAAAACCAUCACCAUCAUCAGCUGCGCCAGCUUGUCCCAAAUUUCCGUUGCCCGCAGUGAUGACAUCAUCACCUGUAGAAAUCACAGAAGAACUAGCCCGAUUCUACAGUAUUAUUCCAAAAUCGUAUAUACCAAAAAUCAAACCUAUACCGCUACCCCCAAGAAAAAAGAAAACCCUGUUUUAA
Caenorhabditis bovis is the source of this 2826-nucleotide messenger RNA. Lineage: Eukaryota; Metazoa; Nematoda; Chromadorea; Rhabditida; Rhabditidae. The record is from the annotation of a GenBank genome assembly.